Molecule: messenger RNA, 2222 nt
Organism: Gasterosteus aculeatus aculeatus (three-spined stickleback)
Lineage: Eukaryota; Metazoa; Chordata; Actinopteri; Perciformes; Gasterosteidae
Product: collagen and calcium-binding EGF domain-containing protein 1
Molecular function (GO): calcium ion binding
Source: RefSeq, a predicted model, not a curated record
CCCUUCAGUUGCUCUCCAAGGGGUCCCUGCCUCAGUGCGUAAAGUCGGUAAGGGGCUCCGCACCGCGCAGCACUUAUUACCCCACUGGCUCCAUGUGCGUCACUUCUGCGGGAUACUGCGCGAGGAUUUCUCAUAUUUUGAUACCACCACCCGCGCGCGUCACUGACAGAUGAAAACACUGCGCUUUUUGCUGGUGUGAAGCAGCGUUUUCCCCCUGAUACAGAUCAUCCGCCCCGCAGAGCGCAGAGGGGACAUGGGUCAACUUUAUGGUGCGACUCUUGUACCAUUUGGCGCUAUCUGUGUUGUUUUCCUGUGGGAAUCUGGUGCCAGCUCCAUCAGGGCGACGCUUGCAGUCGACGCCUCGAGGACGGAGUGUCCGGUGGAUAAGGUCGUGACCGUACAGUAUCCCUGUGUCAGAGCUGGAGGGAAGAACAGCACUUGUUUCAGGAGGAAAUGCUGUGAUGGAUUUCGGUUUGUGAUGGGCCAGUGCAUACCUGAAAGUGUGGACGUGUGUGCAGCGUCGCCCUGCGAGCAGCAGUGCACUGAUAACUUUGGGCGAGUGGUGUGCACGUGUUACCCCGGCUAUCGCUUUGACCGAGACAGGCACCGCAACCACAAGUCUCCUUACUGUCUGGACAUCGAUGAGUGCGAGCACCCGGGCAACGGUGUGUGUGACCACGAGUGUGUGAACACAGUGGGCAGCUUCCUGUGUCGCUGUCACAGCGGAUACAUACUGGCCCCGGACCAGCGCUCCUGCAUCCCCGUACACAACUUGAGUUCAUCGGGGAAGUCAGACACCCUGAUGAGUGCCGGUACCUGCUCCUUCACCUGUGAGGACUUCAUCAACAUGAAAAACAGUUUGCUGCAGUUAAAGCUCCGGCUGGCAAACACACAGUCACCCAACCAGGUACCCGACCUGGCCAACAGCAGUGAUAAGCCAUCUCUGGGGAGGGCAGGAAAGAGUGCUGAUAGCUCUUGUCUUCCUGGUCUGCCCGGCCCCCCAGGAGCUCCUGGGGUCCCAGGACACCCAGGAGAACCGGGAAAAAGAGGGGGCCCAGGGGACAGGGGCCCGCCUGGCUCCCGGGGGGACAUGGGACCUAUGGGUCCAGAGCCGGACCUGAAGCACGUGAAAAGAGGCCGCAGGGGGCCAGUGGGACCUACCGGGGCAACAGGAAGAGAUGGACUAAAGGGAGACAGAGGAGCUCCGGGUCCCAUUGGUCCACCUGGACCACCCGGCUCCUUCGACUUCCUCCUGCUGAUGAUGGCUGACAUCCGCAACGACAUCAUCGAACUGCAGGAGAAGGUGUUCGGGGAGCGGCGGGGCAUCUCCCUCGACGGCCCUCCUCAUGCCAGCGGGGAAAUGGAUUUUGUAGAGUGGGGCUCUGGACAAGGAGAUCUCCUGCUCGGCACCUGACAUCCCCCCCCCCCUGUUUUGGACGACCCCUCCGCCCCCCACUCACAGCAAACGCACUCCACAGUCUUGACUCUUUUGUUUCCACGUUGAUAAAGGAUGCUGGCGUUCAAGUCACCGACAUGUAAAUAGGCCUCAACCACAGAAGCGGGUGAACCGGCCGAGGAGCCUCGACUGCAUUCUGGACGCUGCCGGUGAAACAGAGAGACGCGAGGAUCACUGAAGAUGGGGAUCGGACGCUACGGACCACUGCCAGCGGCGACUGCAGUGUGAGUGCGAGUGAGACAGAUGCAGCGUCCGUCUUCAUGCCUGCGCCUCAGAGGCCCGACCACUUCUCUUCGUCGUCUGCGUCCUUUCUCGUUCCUGAGCGCCCCGCUGGAAGCUCCGCUGCCUCCGACAGUUCGCCUGCAGGGCGUCGGUACGAAGCCAGAGGGCCGGCGCCGCGAGCCUCCCCCCUGCAGCUAUAGGCGCAGCGCCCGGCCCCUCGGGUCGGAGCUCUGCUGCUCCUCCGUACUCUGAGUCAUCUUUAGACGACAACUCCUGAGUGUAUCACAAUCACAACCCUGACCUGUUGGACAGAACCCAAAUGUUUGAUGUAUUUUCUUAAAUUUUACAAUUAAACAACUCGAACAAGUAUAAAAUGGAUGAAUGCAUUGGGAAAGCUCCAGGGAGACAGGUAAUGGUUGGAGACAUGGACAUAGCCUUAAUAAAAUAGUGGACUCUUUUUUAAAAUACAGAUUACAUUUUAAAGACGGCAUAAACAUUACAUGUUAAUCAAUAAAUAACAAAGAUGGAGCCAUAAACAAAGUUA